Molecule: messenger RNA, 349 nt
Organism: Dentiscutata heterogama
Lineage: Eukaryota; Fungi; Glomeromycota; Glomeromycetes; Diversisporales; Gigasporaceae
Source: the annotation of a GenBank genome assembly
AUGAAUAAUUUUCAACAUCAACCCGAUAUUCGUUCAGUUGUUUCUCUCAUCACCAACAUUGGUCAUGGUCUAUCUUUACCUAUGCCUCUCCUUAUCCAUGUCACACUUCUCUUCCUUUACCUUCUUCUUGAGAACUAUUUAAGUCAAAUACUCAACUCACAAGAAAGCUCUAACAUUAAUCAAAUGGAUCUCGACUCUGAUCAGAAUGGUUCUAAUGGCGAACAUGAAGGUUCCCAUUUCGCUCACAACUCUGAAUUCGAUCAGAAUGGUUCUAACGGCGAACAUGAAGGUUCCCAUUUCGUUCACAACUCUGAAUUCGAUCAGAAUGGUUCUAACGGCGAACAUGAAG